Molecule: messenger RNA, 3357 nt
Organism: Oryzias melastigma (Indian medaka)
Lineage: Eukaryota; Metazoa; Chordata; Actinopteri; Beloniformes; Adrianichthyidae
Product: meiosis 1 associated protein
Exons: 12
Coding region: 810-2471 (553 amino acids)
Biological process (GO): meiosis I; male meiosis chromosome separation; spermatogenesis
Source: RefSeq, a predicted model, not a curated record
GAAGGAAUGCAUAUUAUAGACUUAGACUGACUUAAAUAUGAAACCAUGAGAGGGAAUUAUAAAUAACAAUUGCUUAAAGAAGGAUUUGUUUUAUUAGAUUAGAUUAAGAAGUAUUUGCAAAUCCCCGGGUUAAAAAUUAUUGACCAAAGUUUCACCAGUAACAAAAGAAUCUGUACUAAAAUGUAUGAAAUUCUCGUGGUUGUUUGUGUAUAUGUGUGAAUGGAGUUUAUUAUUGACAUUCAAUGAAGAAUAUUAGUCAGACAGCUGGUUUGGUUUGUAAAUAAUUAUUUUAAAUAGUCAUUUUUAUCAAACAAUAAAUAAAUCUAAGGGCUAAAGGAAAUAGGGUAAUAUUAUGUUGGGUAAUUUUGUAAAAAAAAUAGAAUAUGUUGACUUUUCUCUAUUAUUAAUAUUGCUCAAUUUAAAAUCAGUCAGUAAUUAAUUAGAAUAACCAAUUAUAUUAUUGUUGUUACGAUAUUUUUUUUUAAUCUAUCAUCUUAGUUAUUUUUAUUUAUUUAUUUAUUUUUUACAAUUAGCAAAAGCAAAAUUAGCAGUACUCCUGUAAUUGUUUUGCUUCUAUUUUUGCUCAGUUUUAGAAAUUUAAUAGGUUUAAAGUACUGCUAAAUAAGGUUUCAUUUUUUAUGAAGAAUAUUUCGAACAUUGACUGUCGUUUAGACUAAUUUGCACUCUGGUAAAGUGAAGUAAACCGUAAAAGCCUUUUAUAGCUUCUGUUCUUUAGCACUAGCUAGCUAGGUAAACAGCUGCAUGUUUCAUUUCUUUCUUUUACUGAACUGAGCAAGUUUAAGGUCCUCAUGGACAACAGGAGAAGACAACCAAAUUCUUCCAGCAACCUGGUUUACUGGUCAUCUUCGUUUCCACGGCAACCUGCCAGAGUCCUCGUGGUGGAGGCACUGCCACCAGCGUGGGCAGACACCUGCGCUGUGAUCUGCGAUGCUAUGGAUAACUUCCUGUCCCUGGCUUGUAAUCUGGAUGGACCCUGUAGGAUACCACUGCUCAGCCUGUACGCCAUCAGCCGCCAGCAGGAGUGCCUUCUGCCGUUCGUGAAAGUUCAGGGUAACUUGGCCCGGCUGCUCUCCUGCGUGGAUGAGCUGAGGUCGAUUCCGGCUGAAGGCUGCAUCAGAGGAGUGUCCAGAGCCGGGGAGCUGCUGCUGCAGGCCGUGCUGGACAGUCUGCAGCAGUUCAAGCAGUACAUCAGGCACACCAGCACGAGCAGCCAGGCCUGGAGCAACCUGCCUGUGGAGGUCACCGUGGUGACCAGCCAGUCAGGCCGAGCCAUCGUCCGUCAGCUGGAAGCUGGGCUCAAGGAAACUGACCUGGUGUCUCUAAGGCACCUGUUGGUCCUUCAGAUAGAUGGUUCGUGGGACUGGGGCCAAGAGAUUCCUUCACCUGAAGCUGCACAACAUGAAGACUCUCUGAUGCUGGGGACGGAGGUGGAGCUGCAGCAGGUGGAGAACAGCGUUCUAGCUAUAGAGAGCGUAUUAAAAGUGUGGCUUCAGGAGCAGGGAGGAGACCAGGAGCGUCUGCACCUCCUGUUGCCCUCCGAUAAUCUCACUCCAGUGUGUGUCAAGUGUGACAUACAGGAGCGUCUCAUAAGCCCCGCCCUAAUCCCCCUAACCCCUGACCUUGGAGUGAAGACUGAAAGACUUCGGGACUUCCUGCCAGUGGCUAAGGGCUCGGCCAAUCAGAGCUCAGCACCACAAAAGCUGAGAGCAAUCAAGACGCUGCGUGCGGACGGCGUGUGCGAGAGCGUGCUGUACGGCCUGCCGAUGGUCAUCCGCCCCACCACCUGCUGGCAGCUGGACUGGGACGAGAUGGAGGCCAACCACCACUUGUUCCUCGCUCUGUGCCACACGCUCAGAACUCUUGACCUGUUCCUGUUGCUGCAGACGGACUCCAGGUCUGCAGCUGGAUCCUCAGGCGUCAUUUCUCACUAUCUGCUCCAGCCGUCCCCGUCUCUGUCCUUCCUCUUGAAGCCUGUUGCCUCCAGAGAGCUGCUGCUUCCCUCCUCCAUGGCCGUCCCCUCUCAUGACCCUUCCCCUCAUGCCAUGCAGACUGUCCAGGGCUGUCUGUCUCAGCUGGAAGAGGAGUUUGUGUUGAACCCUCUGUCACUCUGCAGUAACCUGUACCAGCACCUCAGGGGCAGAGGUCUGCUGUCCCAGCCGCGAUACCCGUACAGAGUCCAGUCAGCGGCUCCACACAGAGAGCAAGUUCACACACCUGAAGGGCUGAGGAACCGAGCGGCUCGGCAGCUGCAAAAUCCAGGGCGCCACCACGGGUCGCACAGCAAGGUCAGGGCCACUGUGGCUCCACUGCCCUCCUCCACUGCUUCCUCUUCCUCCUUCCUGGGACAUCCUCCUCCUCCGAAGCGCCCCGCUCUGAGCUUCCUCAACAACCGCAGCGCCCCGACUCAGCCAGAGCACCACGGCGACGACAGCGCUGCAAGGAUGCAGUAAGAGCACAGAAGGCAGAUUCACACAAACAUGAAAAGUGCAGAAAAAGAAGAUUCAUGGACGGUUCAGGUUCCAGUUGUUUUUGAAAAGUUCACGUGUUACGUUUCACCGUCGCCCCAUGAAUUAAAGCUCACAUGUGCACAUUCCUCUCCAUUCUGCCCUUAAGCCCCAGUGUGAACACAGCUCCAGUGUUUUAAUGAGGUGCCUCUGCGCCGCUCGCCCCAGACAACAAAAACUGGUCCCAUCUGCAAAUAUGGAAAAUACUUCACUGUCAGCGUUUAAGGAGCGACUUUGACGCUCUUCUGACAGCAAGUGACAACAAUCCUAGCAUUGAUGCAGGUCGAUCUUUCCACAGCCACACACACACCUAAUCAGCAUCCCGCCAUUCCGCCCCCGUGCCAGCGACGACCCGACGGCGCAACGCCGUGAUGUCACAGGACUUCCGCAUUCACCAGUUAAAGCCACAACGGCGCUUUUGUCUGCAGGGAGAAUUCACUUGAACCUUCAUAUCUGCCCCCUGACAUUUCCCCACUUCUGCCACCCUCCGUCCUCUCGCUCUCCUUCUUCAUCCCCAUGGGCCCAGCAAACGCACGCCACUUUCAUCGUUUAGUUCAGGCGGAACAAAAGCGCCGUCUGUAACCCUAACUCACACCCAAAAGAAAAAAAAGGUCAAACCGUAACGCCGCCAGACACACGCCACGCUCAUUUUCAGAGGUAAAACUAAAACGGGAGUUUAUUUAACUGUACUUCCUGUUCAUCUUCUGUUUUAACUGAAUGUCUACAGCACUACCGUUCUGGUGACUUUAGAUGUUUUAUCUCAAACUUACUGUGUUCCACUCAUGUUGCUAAUUUUGUGACCAAAAUAAAAGCAUCAUUUGUGAAAGGUUAA